Messenger RNA from Diorhabda carinulata, 1040 nucleotides. RefSeq lists its product as uncharacterized. The record is from RefSeq and is a predicted model, not a curated record. The transcript has 2 exons. NCBI's taxonomy places the organism in Eukaryota, Metazoa, Arthropoda, Insecta, Coleoptera, Chrysomelidae. The coding region runs from base 63 to 965 and encodes 300 amino acids.
UGAAGAUAAUAAUUUUAUUUUGUUUGGUGUCUGUUUGCACCUCCAUUCCGACGUACUUCGAAAUGAAAAGUUAUGACACUUUACUUCGAAAAGCGAUAGGUAUACAAGAAUCGAAUACUCUCGAAGAACCUAGACACUUUUGGCCAAUAAAACAAGACGGUAAUAACAGUAAACAAAAUGUACAACUGAUUCCCGAAAUCGAACAGUGGACUGUCGAACAAAAAAUUGUUGACGACGUAGUAAACGAAUCGAUCGAACGAAAUAAAUCGAUUAAUCAGGAAGUGAGAUAUCGACAGAUAUUACUUAAUCGGAAAGCUCAAGUUAUUAUCAACGAUUUGAUUCGAAAACAAGCAUUUGUUAAUAGUCAAAUCGAACAAUCGAUUGAACAAAAACUCGUUAUUUCUAAAGUGUUAAUAACAGAACAAAGAUUCGUUUAUCGACAAGUGCAAUAUAUGCUUCGAGAAUUGGUACGACAAAAAACUUUCCUUAUCGAUAUAUUCCGUAGAUUAUUCGCUUCCGGUUCCGGUUCUCCCGAUUCCGAAUUAUUCAAUCAGCGCGGAAUCGUUUAUCGACAAGUACAACAAUUAAUCGAACAAGUAUUGGCGCAACAAAAUUGUCUUAGACGACAAAUUAAAGAUGGAAACGCCUCUCGACAAGAAUUAUUGGUAUACCAGAAAAUUACUUAUCGACAAGUAGAGUUGUACGUCCGGUCGUUGAUCGAGCAAUUGGUCGAACAACAAGAAUAUUUCCAAGAUCUGUUCCGGUUUUUCGUUCGACGGAAACAACCGAUUCCGCAAGAACUCGUUCCGGAACAAACUACGAUUUGUAUCGAGUUGACGCAAUUGAUUAGCAGCGCGGAUUUCGUUCCUCAAGAAUUGGUUGACAAAGAACAACGUCUUCAUCACGAAAUUAUACUUUUGCUUAAAGCAGCUUACGCUAUAUCGCAGAAGACCCCCCGCUACUAAAAAAAUAGAUCCGAUCGCCCACAAAAACUUUUUUUAAAUAAAUUUGUAUCUGAAAUAAAGUAUCUAUUGCAAGUU